Molecule: messenger RNA, 891 nt
Organism: Penicillium lagena
Lineage: Eukaryota; Fungi; Ascomycota; Eurotiomycetes; Eurotiales; Aspergillaceae
Product: putative mitochondrial tricarboxylate transporter (Ctp)
Exons: 9
Coding region: 1-891 (296 amino acids)
Biological process (GO): mitochondrial citrate transmembrane transport
Source: RefSeq, a predicted model, not a curated record
AUGGCGACCACAACCAAGGACCCCAAGUCAAAGCCCAGCAGCUUGCGGUCCAUCCUCGCAGGCUCGACCGCGGGGGCUGUGGAGAUCGCAAUCACAUAUCCGGCUGAGUUUGCGAAAACACGGACACAGCUCAAUCGCCGACUAGCGGAAGGCCAGAAGCUCCCAUGGCCGCCGUUUGGAAAGCAGUGGUAUGCAGGAUGCACGACCUUGAUUAUUGGGAAUUCUUUGAAGGCGGGGAUUCGAUUCGUCGCGUUCGACUCCAUUAAAGCGCUUCUUCAGGAUGAGAAUGGCAAGAUUUCCGGUCCAAAGACUGUCGUGGCUGGGUUUGGUGCGGGAUUCACCGAGUCUCUGCUAGCUGUCACUCCGUUCGAGAGUAUCAAAACUCAGCUGAUUGAUGAUCGCAAGUCCGCAAAGCCUCGAAUGCACGGUUUCCUGCACGGUAGCAAGAUUAUUUGGCAAGAACGGGGAAUCCGGGGCUUUUUCCAGGGCUUUGUACCCACCACGGCACGACAAGCUGCAAACUCGGCGACCAGAUUCACCAGCUAUACGACCCUCAAGCAAAUUGCGGAGGGCUAUGUGGCGCCGGGUGAGAAACUGGGAACCGUGAGCACAUUUGCAAUUGGCGGAGUAGCCGGUCUCAUCACUGUCUAUGUGACACAACCACUGGAUACGGUCAAGACAAGAAUGCAAUCGCUCGAAGCCAGUAAGAAUUACAAGAACAGUUUCGUCUGCGCGGCAAGGAUUUUCAAGGAUGAAGGGAUCUUGACCUUUUGGUCUGGGGCCGUGCCACGCUUGGCACGGCUGAUCCUGAGCGGAGGAAUUGUGUUUACUAUGUACGAGAAGAGUAUGGAGUUGCUGGACGUGGCGGAUCCAGAGCGGAAAUACAUCUGA